AUGUCCUUGAAGCAGGAAAUCGAGACCUGGGUAUCGGCGCUUGGCCACUACGACAACAAUGAGUUUGAGGAGUCGUUGAGAGAGUUCGAUGCCAUUUCUGAUACCUCAAAGAUCCUUUUCAACUGUGGUGUCAUUCAUGCGACACUAGGAGAACAUGAGAAGGCGGUCGAAUGCUAUCAAAGAGCAGUACGACUUGAUCAAUACCUAGCUGUAGCAUACUUUCAACAGGGUGUAUCAAAUUUCUUGGUUGGCGACUUCGAGGAGGCAUUGGCCAAUUUCAACGAUACAUUACUCUACUUGAGAGGGAAUAACAUGAUCGACUAUGCGCAAUUGGGUCUCAUGUUUAAGCUAUACUCCUGUGAGGUCCUCUUCAACCGAGGACUUUGUUAUAUAUAUCUGCAACAAAAGGAGGCGGGAAUGCAGGAUUUCUCUUUCGCCGUCAAGGAGAAGGUCGUCGAGGAUCACAAUGUCAUUGAUGAGGCCAUUCGAGAAGAGGCAGAGGGUUACACCGUCUUCUCGAUACCAGUCGGUGUGGUUUACCGACCGAACCAAGCGAAGGUCAAAAAUCUCAAGACUAAGGACUACCUGGGCAAAGCUCGCUUGGUGGCAGCAUCGGAUCGUGCCAAUGCCUUCACUGGAUUUGCAGGAUCAGAGAUAAAAAAUGCUAGCAAACUUGCCGUUAAGGACGAUAGACCCGCUGAGAAUCUCUCUUUCGCUGCAACGAACCUUGUCAAGCCCGGUCUUCAAAGUAAACGGCAACAAUCAGAACCUCCGCUCAACCGCAACGUCUUCCCGCCAACACCGCCUCCCGAGGCGGUGCCCGGAAAUCAGAUGACCCGAGGAGCUUCUGUUCGCAAUGGUCCCAAACCUCAACUCGCCAGAAUAAACACCGAGAAUACACGUCCAGAUGAAAGAUACGAAGUCCGAGACGAGAGAAUAACGAGUCCGCCGCAACGUCUCCCCAUCCGAAGAGCAGAAACCGCCGCACCCGCACGACAAAUGUCAACACGAGACUCCUCCCGGACCAGGCCAAGAAAUCAACAGAGGCGUUCACGAGAGGAGCCCGCGGAUGACGACUACCCAGGGGAGCUGUAUGACAUGUACUCCGCUGGUGGAGGGAGAAAUUCCGGGGGCAAGCGGAAUACUGGAAGCAACAAAAGGACACAAGGCCGGUAUAUCGAAGAGGAAGAGGAAUACGCCAGCGACUAUGAUGACGCCUCCUUCGAUGAGAACGACUUCGAGAUGAUCCCACGAGGUAACCCGGCACGAUCGCGAGCUCCAUCGUCCGCCGGCGGCCAAUCGCGACGACCCGACAUCCGCAAGAUCAGGAUAAAAGCACAUGCUGAAGAUGUUCGAUACAUCAUGAUCGGUGUCGCUGUUGAAUUUCCCGACUUAGUUGACAAGGUCAGAGAGAAGUUUGGUUUACGGAAGCGUUUCAAAAUCAAAGUCCUUGACGAGGAUAUGCCUGACGGGGAUAUGAUAACCAUGGGCGACCAGGAUGAUUUGGAUAUGGUGAUUAUGAGCGUGAAAUCGCAGGCGAGAAAGGAACGUCUGGAAAUGGGGAAGAUGGAGAUUUGGGUGAAGGAAGGUUGA
Drepanopeziza brunnea f. sp. 'multigermtubi' MB_m1 is the source of this 1593-nucleotide messenger RNA. RefSeq lists its product as uncharacterized. The record is from RefSeq and is a predicted model, not a curated record. Gene Ontology annotation, molecular function: protein binding. Lineage: Eukaryota; Fungi; Ascomycota; Leotiomycetes; Helotiales; Drepanopezizaceae.